GCUUGUUUUGCUGGAUGAAUUAGGACACAACAGGUUAUUGGCAUUUAUUUAAAGGAGAGAAACACGAUGUCUGCGAGGGACAGACUGAAAGAGAAGAUGAUAAAAGAGAGCGUGACACUGCUGCCAUGCUUUUAUUUCGUGGAGCUUCCACUCCUGGUCUCAUCUAUGGUCAGCGUGUAUUUUCUGGAGUGGACGGACAUUUUCAAACCGGUCCGCUGGGGUUUCAACUGUCACGACCGCAGUCUGAGUCUGCCUUAUAUCGAACCCUCGCAUGAGGUCAUUCCCUUCCUCAUGCUCCUCAGCCUUGCUUUCGCAGCUCCUGCUAUUACGAUCAUGAUCGGAGAGGGGAUUCUGUUCUGCUGUCUGUCCCGAGCGCAGUGCAGAGGAGGAGCUGAAGCUGACAAAUACAGUAAAAACAGUAAUAUUUGUAUCACAUUCAAUGUCUUUUUCCUUUCAGGCGUUCAUGUGUUUGGCUUAUGCGCCACGGCUUUGAUUACCGACAUCAUUCAGUUGUCGACAGGUUACCCCGCCCCCUACUUCCUGACUGUCUGCAAGCCCAACUACACUCACCUCAAUUCCUCCUGUGAUGAAAGUUUCUUCAUCCUGGAGGACAUCUGCUCAGGAUCUCAUGCCGCUGUCAUCAACGCCGGCAGAAAAUCCUUCCCAUCACAGCAUGCAACGCUGGCAUCCUUUGCAGCCGUGUAUGUCUCGAUGUAUUUCAACAGCACACUGACAGACUCAUCCAAACUGCUAAAGCCUCUUCUGGUGUUCUCCUUCAUCAUCUGUGCCAUCAUAUGUGGCCUAACCCGCAUUAUUCAGCACAAGAACCAUGCUAUUGACGUUUACCUGGGCUUCCUGCUUGGAGGAGGCAUCGCUGUUUACCUAGGUUUGUUUGCUGUAGGAAACUUCCAACCGAGCAAGCAGAAACAGACAAGUCAGCUUCACGUUCGGGAUUCUCAUCGAACUAUGGCUGACCUUUGCCAGCAAGGUCACCACCUACCUGCCAAGAGCUGCAGUGGCAGUGAUGGCCUCUCAUCUUCAUGCUCCGAGGGCAUACUGCACCGCAACACCAAAUACCACCAGGCCGGAUCUCUUAGUAGCUUGAAAAGACCAAGUGGAGAUGUGGAGGUCAUCACCUGCAGUCCUCCACACAAGGAGAACAUGGUGACCUUCAAUACCUUGCCCAGAGUGCAUACGCCUGCCAUGGAUGAAUCUGCCUUCCGCAACGCCACCAUCCACACCUCCUCGAUAGAUUCGAGUCGAUCGAAGCAGCUGCUGAUGCAAUGGAAGAGUAAGAACGAGAACCAUAAACACUCCCUGCAUGCCAUGGAAGGCGGACCAGGACUGUCCCCUCCAAACAGCAUGGACAUCCGCUGUAAUUCUGAACCCUCAGCUGUGGGAAUCAACGGUGAACAUAAGGGACCUGGAACCCCUUACCUAAAAAUGGCCACUGGAAGUACAACACUACCAAGCAACCCCAGCGGAAUUGCUGGCGGUGCUCGCAUACCCAUCCAGUCUCGACCUGGUUCCUCGCAGUUGGUGCACAUCCCAGAGGAGACACAGGAGAACAUGGGUGGCUUGCCAAAUAGCAGUAACAUCCGUGACAAAUGGCUUAAAAGCAUGGAGAGGACUGCGGAGAAGGGUGGGGAGGUACCAGUGGUUAGGACUAACUCUAAUGGCCAGCCACGCAUCAUGCAGGUCAUUGCGAUGUCCAAGCAGCAAGGUCUUCUGCAGGGAAGCUCUCCCAGUUCUGAGAGCAGCAGCCACACCAGCUCCACAGCACCACUGCAGCGCUACAAGAGCCUAACUGAGGAGUCUGGAGGUCAAGGCAGCACUGGAGCCAUCAUUCGGGUGGAAGCCCAUCCAGAGAACGGCAGACCCCUGAUGCAUGCACACUCCACAGAUGGAAGUGGCUUCUGGACGUGGAAGUCCCAAAGCAGCUUUAGACAUUCAUUUGAGCUCAACGACUUGAAUCGGGACUCAGAGAGCUCAGAAUCCGUGAGGGAUGGGAACAGUUCUACGGACAGAAAGAAGAACGGCUAUAAUGCUCCUAAAGUCGUUGCAGUGCCAACUGUCCCGACUGUAAAUACAGCAGGUGGUGACCAACAUCCCAACCAGACCAUUUCCACCAUCCAGGUCACUCCCAUGGAAAUGACUGAAUCUGGUCCUGAGAGUUGCGAUUCGAGCUUGUGCAGAAAAACCAGGAUCCUCAUCCCUGAAAGAGGAAACAGUCCAGACAAUACCAGGACAAUUUUUUACAAGGGAACAUCCACCACCCCAAUUUUCAAAGAGUAGUCAGUAAUGAUCUCUACAAAAACAAAAAAAAUGAAGAAACCAGAAGAGGUUGGGUGUUUCAUAGACACAUAUGCUAUGUUUUACACAUAUCCAAUGGCAUCACUCGUUAUGUAUGAGAUGAUUCACUGACUUAAAAUUAUAUGACAAGUAAGAAAAGCACAAAAUCCAGGUUUUGGUCGUAAUUCUGUUUACUUUAGUGAUAAUGACAUUGUAAACAUAUGACAGUAUAUCACAUGGAAAUGGUCUUACCUUUAAUGAAACACUGUGAAGCUGGAACUGUGACUGUGCCAAGAUUGAACUGCAACACUGUAUUUAAGUAUUUAACAUCUCAGAUUUUCCAUAUAGUCAUACUUUCACUUAUUCAUACACUAAUAACUAUGCUAGCUAAAACCCUUAUUUUUGUAUUCUGUAAAUAAAUUUUAAACUUGGUGCUGCCCAAUUCUGAGAACGUUAUGUAAAAACAAGUUAAGAAAAUAGAAAAAAAAAUGUGCAGUGCACUCCUCUGAAAACUGUCAUUUAAAAUUUCUUAUGACCAUAAGUGCUUAUAGAAUAU
Messenger RNA from Sinocyclocheilus rhinocerous, 2848 nucleotides. RefSeq names its product phospholipid phosphatase-related protein type 4-like. Bases 67 to 2295 code for a protein of 742 amino acids. Gene Ontology annotation, cellular component: plasma membrane. The transcript has 7 exons. Gene Ontology annotation, molecular function: phosphatidate phosphatase activity. Gene Ontology annotation, biological process: axonogenesis; signal transduction; phospholipid dephosphorylation. The record is from RefSeq and is a predicted model, not a curated record. Lineage: Eukaryota; Metazoa; Chordata; Actinopteri; Cypriniformes; Cyprinidae.